GCGCGCGCGUGCGCAGCCGUUCCGCGGAGGGACGAGGCACAGCCGCGGAACCGCCGCCAGAUCCGCUCUCUGUCCACGCCGCCUGUCGCGCCGGCCGUCGCGCCGCCCGCCCCGCGUCCGCCGCCGCCGCCGCCGCCGCCAUGGGAGUGCAGGUGGAGACCAUCUCCCCCGGAGACGGGCGCACCUUCCCGAAGCGCGGCCAGACCUGCGUGGUGCACUACACGGGGAUGCUUGAAGAUGGAAAGAAAUUCGAUUCCUCCCGGGACAGAAACAAGCCCUUUAAGUUUGUGCUGGGUAAGCAGGAGGUGAUCCGAGGCUGGGAAGAAGGGGUUGCCCAGAUGAGCGUGGGUCAGAGAGCCAAGCUGACUAUCUCCCCAGACUAUGCCUAUGGCGCCACUGGGCACCCAGGCAUCAUCCCGCCAAAUGCCACUCUCGUCUUUGAUGUGGAGCUUCUAAAACUGGAAUGACAGGAAUGGCCUCCUCCCUGAGCUCCCCAUUCUUGGAUGUGCCAUGGACGGAUCUGGCGCCUCCAGAUGCGCACAGCGAGUCCGUAUGGAGCUUUUCCUGAUGUUCCACUACACUCUUUGUAUAAACAUCUUCCCUGACUGAAUGUGUUCUGUCACCGGCUUUGCUCUUCCCCUUUCUCCUCGUAUGUGUGUUGACCUGAACUAUAUGCCAUAAACCUCAAGUUACCCAUUUUAGUUUGUUUUUGUUUUGGGGUGAAGAUUGAGUUUCAGUCCUUUGGAUCUAGGUUUCCAGUUAAGUACUAGUCAAGUAUUAACAGCACAAAUAAUGGGUUAACUUUAGAAUAGGAAUUGGUGUUGGGGGGAGUGCAAGAAUCUUUAUUUUAUUUUAUUUUUUUUUUGGAUGAAAGUUUUAUCUAUUAUAUAUUAAACAUUCUUGCUGCUGCGCUGCAAAGCCAUAGCAGAUUUGAGGCGCUUUUGAGGGCCGAAUUAUUCUCCAAGUUGAGAGAUGUCCUCGGGUUGAAUUAAAAGCCCUACCCAAAACUAAAGUGGGAAGGGGAGAGCCUUUGCCUCCACUGUCCCACCCCCACCCUCCCCUUAACCCUCUGCCUUUUGAAAGCAGAUCAUUUUCACUGAGAUGUUGGACACUACAGGUGUCUGUCACCGGGCCAGCAGGGACCUCUGAAGCCUUCUUCAUGGCCUGGCUUUUUUUUUUUUUUUUUUUUUCUUUUUUUCCAUCCUGUGGUUUUCUAAUGGAUAUUUAGGACUUUUGUAAUCUCAUAGCUAUCCAGGCUCCACUUCCUAAAUUUUAAGAACUUCAAUCGAAAGUUAAAUUGAAGGUGCUGUUUGUAGACACUUAACACCCAUGAAAGCCCAGCCAUCAUGACAAAUCCUUGAGUGUUGUCUUAAGAAAAUGAUGCUGGUCAUCACAGCUUCAGCAUCUCCUGUUUUUUGAUGCUCAGCUCCCUCUGCUGAUCUCAGAGUUUCCUGGCUUCUCCUUCCUCCCUCUCACCCUCUGCUGUCCUGUGUAGUGAUUUGGUGAGAGAAAUUGCUGCCUACUCGCCCACGCCUACCCCACCCCCUGCACUACAUAUGAGUUUCAAGUUUUAUUAUUGCAAUAAAAGUGCUUUAUGCUGGCUUUUCUCA
Messenger RNA from Balaenoptera ricei (Rice's whale), 1610 nucleotides. RefSeq names its product FKBP prolyl isomerase 1A (gene FKBP1A). The record is from RefSeq and is a predicted model, not a curated record. Gene Ontology annotation, molecular function: peptidyl-prolyl cis-trans isomerase activity. The coding region runs from base 141 to 467 and encodes 108 amino acids. Lineage: Eukaryota; Metazoa; Chordata; Mammalia; Artiodactyla; Balaenopteridae. The transcript is spliced from 5 exons.